AUGUUUUAUUUCCACUGUCCACCACAGCUUGAGGGCACGGCCCCCUUUGGCAACCACCCCACUGGAGAUUUCGACGAUGGUUUCCUGCGCAGGAAGCAGCGCCGCAACCGCACGACGUUCACUCUGCAGCAGCUGGAGGCUCUGGAAGCUGUGUUUGCCCAGACGCACUACCCCGAUGUCUUCACCAGAGAAGAGCUGGCCAUGAAAAUAAACCUCACGGAAGCCAGAGUGCAGGUUUGGUUCCAGAACCGACGGGCCAAAUGGAGGAAAACAGAAAGAGGGUCCUCUGACCAGGAGCCAGGAGCCAAGGAGUCCAUGGCAGAGGUGACGUCACCGCCUGUGAGAAAUGUCAAUUCCCCACCCCCUGGGGACCAGGUGCGGAGCAAGAAGGAGGCCCUGGAGGCCCAGCAGAGCCUGGGGCGAACGGUGGCCCCCACAGGACCCUUCUUUCCCUCCUGCUUGCCAGGGACCCUCCUGAACACGGCCACGUACGCCCAGGCGCUGACACACGUGGCCUCCCUGAAAGGGGGCCCGCUGUGCUCUUGCUGUGUCCCAGACCCCAUGGGGCUCUCCUUCCUCCCCACCUACGGCUGCCAGAGUAACCGCACGGCCAGCGUGGCCGCCCUGCGCAUGAAGGCCCGCGAGCACUCGGAGGCUGUCCUGCAGUCAGCCAACCUCCUGCCAGCCACCAGCAGCAGUCCCGGCCCUGUGGGCAAGCCGGUGCCCCCUGAUGGCAGCCAGGACAAGACCCCUUCUGCCAAGGAACAGAGUGAGGGCGAGAAGAGCGUAUGA
Messenger RNA from Molossus molossus (Pallas's mastiff bat), 792 nucleotides. It is a transcript of the gene DRGX, whose product is annotated as dorsal root ganglia homeobox. The transcript is spliced from 6 exons. Gene Ontology annotation, biological process: regulation of transcription by RNA polymerase II. Bases 1 to 792 code for a protein of 263 amino acids. The record is from RefSeq and is a predicted model, not a curated record. Lineage: Eukaryota; Metazoa; Chordata; Mammalia; Chiroptera; Molossidae. Gene Ontology annotation, molecular function: DNA-binding transcription factor activity, RNA polymerase II-specific; RNA polymerase II transcription regulatory region sequence-specific DNA binding.